ACAACACUAGUUUAGGUUUGAGAAACAUGAAAACUGAUGAAUUAUUCCAGGAAGCAGAAAGCAAUGAAAAAUUAGGCAACGUGGACGAAGCUUUUACAUUAUACACAAAAUUUAUUGAAAAUGCAUGCGUGUGCCUGAACAAUCUGAAUGAACAUAAUGAGAAAAUUGCUCUGCAGAAGAAACUUGCGCUGGCUUACAACAACCGAGGUUUGAUCCAGUACAAGAAAGUGAAUUUCCACGAGGCUAUCGACGACUACACCCACAGCCUGCAGUUUGAUCUACAGCUACCACAGACUUUCUACAACAGAGGGCUCAUUCACUACAGGCUGGGUCAUUACGCAGCGGCCAUACAAGACAUGAAGGAGGCUCUCUCUAUUGAUCCAGCCUUUGAAUCAGCUCAGAAAUGUCUGCACCAGUCAAAGGUGGACUGGGAGGAAAAAGGUCAGCGACGAUGAACAGUGAACAGCAGAAAUAACACCAAGAUCAUCACAGACAUCUCAUGUUAGUGGCAGUGAAUAUGAACAGUGAACAGUCUGUCAGAAAUAACACUGAGAUCAUCUCAAGUUAGUGGCAGUGAAUAUGAACAGUGUCAGAAAUAACACUGAGAUCAUCUCAAGUUAGUGGCAGUGAAUAUGAGCAGUGAACAGUGUCAGAAAUAACACUGAGAUCAUCUCAAGUUAGUGGCAGUGAAUAUGAACAGUGAACAGUCUGUUAGAAAUAACACUGAUAUCAUCGCAGACAUCUCAAGCUAGUGGCACUGACUUCCAAUCUCACAUUACUGAUGGUCAGUCUCACAUUACUGACAGGCAAUCUCACAUUACUGACUUCCAAUCUCACAUUACUGAGUCAAACUCAUAUUACUGACUUCCAAUCUCAUCACUGAGUCAAUCUCACAUUACUGACUCAGUCUCAUGUUACUGACCAUCAAUCUCACAUUACUGACCAUCCAUCUCACAUUACUGAUACGUCAAUCUCACAUAACCGACAGUCAAUCUCACAUUACUGAUAAUCAGUCCCAAAUUCCAUAUUUGUACUUUAUACAGACAUUGGUACACUAAUAGUGACUAAUUUGGUCGGCAAUACAAAGUAUUCCCGUAUUUAUUUUUCUCCCAUCCCUAGCCAUGCAAGACAGGCCUAUUCCAUGACAUCAACCCAUGUGGAAUAAAUCGGUCUUGCAUGACCACGUGACUUCGACAGUUUUGAGCUGAUAUUAACAUUGGGUGACGUCACAUAAACGGCAAAAUAACACAAGGAAUGCUUUUUAUAUUUCAUAAAAACAAGGAAACCUGCUGUCAUAAUGAAAUUAUACUAUCAUUUUCAGUUUAUAUUUUCAGUAUAAACCAUUUUUGGGGUACGAUCUUUUCAAUGGUUAUGAUUAUUUUAUUACAAGAUAAAAAAUAAAAAAUGUAGGUUUUCAUGUUUUCCCAAAAUGCUUGUUUUUCAUCUAAUGGAUGGGAGAAAAAGAAUCCUCCAUUAUAUAUCCAAGUGGGACAGGGCUAUUCCACCCUCGGGUACAUAAUAUGAUGAUAAUAUGACAACAGAUUAUAUACCCUCAGGUGGAAUAGCUCUGUCCCACAUGGACACAUAUGAAGGAUUCUUUUAUUCUCAGUAUAUAUUUCCUUGUAUAAAAUAUAAGCAUCCGAUUGCAGUGGUACUCAUAUUCUAAACAGGAAACUAUAUGAUGUGUAAUUUUAGCUAGGUCAGGUCAUAGGUUUUAACAUGCAAGCUGUUGUAGCUCAUGCCUGUCAUGGGCACAGGUGUUGAGGUAUGCUGGUUCCUCAUCGAGGACAGUAAAGGGGUUGAGAGGGGGGGAUGAAGAGGGGACCACCCACACUUGGCAAGUGCAAGAGAGCACAAGCAGCCUGACCAGGGUCAGGGUAAUUUUUGUUGAUAAAUAGAUCCUGUUAUUCAAAAACAUUUUAAAAUGGAACACAAAUAACCAAAUUACAUAUAAAAAAAUAGAGAUGCUUUGAAGAUUUUUUAUUUUACAAUAUUGGCAUUAGUUUUUUGGCAAAUUAAUAAUGAAACAUAUCUGCAAAAUAUAACUUCAUCUUGCAUUUUGUUAUUAGCUAAUAACAGCUUCAGCUUUUAAUAUUUUUUAUUUCAUAUGAAAAGUAGGUAAGUGUUGCAUUUUUAAAAGGAAUGUACAGUGUUCUCGCUGGUCUGAGUCCUGGCAUAUUUUGCUGCCACACCCACCACCAUUCACAUUUUGCACCCCUGCUAUUUCUUUCUCUGCCUCUUCUUUAUUUUUUCAGCACAAUGCUAUAUUUUACCACACCAAUUGAAACUGUUCUAAAAUGUUUUGGGUAUGCGUCAUAAUUUUUAAAACCACAAACAACAAAUUUUACUGUAUUUUCCCAAAGAAUAACAAAGAUUUGUCCAACAUUAAAAUCACACACAUUUCCAUAAUAACAGCAAAAAUCCAACUUGAGAUUUUAUGUUCAACAAUUUUGCACCCAGUCUAGCUUAUCAUUAUUUUUUCCAGACAUUUAUGUACAAAAGCAUUUUUACCUGAAAAAUGAACACUGUCAUGUUAAAAGAAAUGGCUGAACCAUGGCCAUAUAUUCGGCUAAUCUGGUUUUAGAGUGUUGGUAUUUUCAAACAUCUUGCUGGUUUGGGUGGUUUGGCAAAAUGAUUUCAUGAAUCUAAUAAUUGACCCUUUUUUUUUCACCGGCCUUGGUGGCGUCGUGGUUAGGCCAUCGGUCUACAGGCUGGUAGGUACUGGGUUCGGAUCCCAGUCGAGGCAUGGGAUUUUUAAUCCAGAUACCGACUCCAAACCCUGAUUGA
Messenger RNA from Gigantopelta aegis, 2787 nucleotides. RefSeq names its product tetratricopeptide repeat protein 32-like. Gene Ontology annotation, molecular function: protein binding. The transcript is spliced from 3 exons. The coding region runs from base 27 to 455 and encodes 142 amino acids. The record is from RefSeq and is a predicted model, not a curated record. Lineage: Eukaryota; Metazoa; Mollusca; Gastropoda; Neomphalida; Peltospiridae.